CACGCGGGGGCGCGCACCCAGCAGCAGCGUACUUGUGUAAGUGCACGCGGGGGAUCGAUGCUGUUUGUGAUCGAUCAGCGGCGCGUCUGAUCAGUCUGUGGCCGCACUCGGAGCGACGCAGUCCGGCGGAGGAGCAGCGGAGGUGUCCGGCGUUCGGAGCAGAAGGAAGAAGGAGGCGUCCGGGACGGAACCGCUCCGUCUUCUCCUGCUGGACCCACUGUAGCGGAAAGCAGCUCCCGGGUCGUCCUGCCGUCUCUCUCCGCUCCUGGCAGCGCUCGUCCCGGGGACUCCGGCGCUCUCUCCCCCCGGAGCGGUGGGCGCUCCGCCGGACGGUCGGAGAUGUCACGGUGGACCGCCUCUGCUCGCGGCUCCUCUGCUCAGUGAAAUGCAGUUCUGGACCGUGUUGGAUCUUUUUACUCCCCGUAAGAACCACCGGACCUCCGCUCUGCUGCUCUAACGGGACUUUUGCGGCGCCGACCGGAGAUGAGGUUGGAUUGUGGGCGAAAAGUUGUGCGCUCCCCGGCGGAGGGCCUCCACAGGUCCGGACAGUGACCCGGGGCGGGUCCGAAGUUCAGCUCUGCCCGGAAAUGUGAAGCGAAGCGGGCAGAAGGAGGGCUCCGAUUCCCCCUCACUUACUCUCACACACACUUUCUUUUUCUGUUCUUCACCAACACACACCAACACACACCAACACACAGGCUGGAGUUACAGUAACCCCCCCACCGCCACCACAAACCCUCCAGAUCUCAGCCUGCAGCGGACAGAUAUGUAUUCUCCGCUAUGUCUGACCCAGGAUGAAUUCCAUCCUUUCAUUGAAGCCCUGCUGCCCCACGUCCGGGCCUUCGCCUACACCUGGUUCAACCUGCAGGCCCGCAAGAGGAAGUUCUUCAAGAAGCACGAGAAGCGCAUGUCCAAGGAGGAGGAGCGCGCCGUGAAGGACGAGCUGCUCAGCGAGAAGCCGGAGGUCAAACAGAAGUGGGCUUCCCGCCUGCUGGCCAAACUGCGGAAGGACAUCCGCCCCGAGUUCAGGGAGGACUUUGUUCUGACCGUGACGGGGAAGAAGGCGCCGUGCUGUGUGCUGUCCAACCCCGACCAGAAGGGCAAGAUGAGGAGAAUCGACUGCCUGCGGCAGGCCGACAAGGUGUGGAGGCUGGACCUGGUCAUGGUGAUUUUAUUCAAAGGGAUUCCCCUGGAGAGCACGGACGGGGAGCGACUCGUCAAGUCGCCGCAGUGCUCCAACCCGAGUCUGUGCGUGCAGCCGCACCACAUCGGAGUGUCCGUCAAGGAGCUGGACCUCUACCUGGCCUACUUCGUGCACGCAGAAACCAGCCAAUCAGAAAGCCCCAACCAGGCCAGCGAAUCAGACAUCAAGGAGCAGCCAGAGAACGGUCACCUGGGAUUCCAGGACAGCUUCGUCACACCGGGAGUUUUCACCGUGGCCGAGCUGGUCCGAGUCUCUCAGACUCCCAUUGCAGCCGGAACUGGGCCCAACUUUUCCCUGGCUGACCUGGACAGCUCCUCCUACUACAGCAUGAGCCCAGGGGCUAUGAGGAGGCCGCUGCCCAGCACCUCCUCCUCCAGCUCUGCCAAAAGGAUCAAAUGCAUGGAAGAGGACGUGGACAGUCCGGGGGAGGAGUCCUACUAUCCGGGUCAGGGCCGGUCUCCGGGCAGCGGCAGCCAGGCCAGCAGCUGGCACGACGUGGAGCCAGCUGGAUAUAAGCUGCGCGGCUCUCUAGCUAGCUCGUUCAUCUCUCGACAAGCGAGCCCCCACGCUCCCCCCUCCAGCCUCCACUUCUCCUCCUCCCCCAUCCUGCAGCAGCCUGGAUCCUACUUCUCCCACCCGGCCAUCCGGUACCACCCGCAGGAGACGCUCAAAGAGUUUGUCCAGCUGGUGUGCCCUGACUCCGCCCAGCAGGCUGGACAGGUGGGCCUCCUCAACCCCAACGGCAGCUCCCAGGGGAAAGUCCACAACCCCUUCCUGCCGACGCCCAUGCUGCCUCCCCCGCCGCCUCCCCCGAUGGCCCGGCCUGUCCCGUUGCCCGUCGACGCCAAGCCGCCCUCCACGUCCUCCACAGAGGGGGGAGGCAACUCCCCCUCCUCCCCCACGUACUCCACCCCCACCACUUCUCCAGCCCAGCGGUUCGUCAGCGUCGGGCCCAGAGACCCCGGCUUCAACAUCCCUCAGCAACCACAGUGGUACCUUGGAUAGGGACUCCUGAGGCGCCGCCACCCUCCUCUAUAAUAAACCGCUGCAGUCUCUUCCUCCACCUUGGACACCAGCUGUGACAGGAAGCCCAUCUCACCUGUUCCUGGUCAACCCCAUUCCCGGUCCUGCAGCUCCUGGCUCCACCACCAAAUGACUCAGCAGCAUCAGCAUGGCUACAGCGGAUCCAACGUACCCACCCUGUGAAUUGUUUGUCCCAGAAUUCCUUGCACUCUAUUGGAUCGUGGAUCUGUAGUGCUGGAUCUGAGCCCUGAACCUUUUUUGUUUUUUUCCUCAAUCCCUGAUGGGAAUGGGAGGGAGGAUUGACCCGUUGGGUUCUGGGAAAAUCUUUAGACUCAAUCACAGAAAUUCCUCUUUGGAGGAACGAUCUGUCUGAUUAUUUUUGCAGUGUGAACUUGGUGGUUUGAAGCCCUCCAUGCUGCCAUACCCCCCCGCCCUCUCAGUGGAUCUCUGCAGCCUGGGGCUGGUGGGGCCGGUGUUGAUGGGGUGCUGAGGUGUUACCUGGCCCAGAGACACCAGCUGAAACCCAACUCCUGGGGUAGACUGUCUCUUUCCUAGCUCUCUCUGAGGACAUGGACCAUACCGUGAUGGGAGGAGCUAAGCUAGGAAGGAGUGCAGCAUAAACUAAGCCUGGGGGGCUCGAUUUGGGGGUGGGGGUCAGACUAAUGGUGGUCUGGAUCUGUUGGUAUGUUUCACCAAGCGCUUGUUUCUCUGGAGGCUUUGGCUUCGUGGCUCAUUGGUUUCUCUCUUUUCGCCAUCAUUUCCUCUUCCUCCUCUUCCAUCCAUCCACCUGUCUGCGUGAAGGUGCAGCGUACGCAGGGUGGGCUGAACCUCCGGGGGUCCGGAGCCAACCAGGCAGUCAGGAGAGAGCUCCGCCUCUCACACCUAACAGUGAAAUCAUGAGGAAAAGUGCAAUUUUGUUGACUAGCUGUUGGAUGACUAAAUAUCAUAUAUCUAAAUGUAUAUUUUUCUUCUAGUCCACUCAAACCUCUGGGACUCUAAAAUACUGGGGUAACAAAGCAAACCCACCCGCAGCUUCGGGCUAACCCAAACCCCGACCCAGUGAGACACAAGGGAGCCAUGUUCACUUUCAUCCUGUUUUCUUCUUCGUUCUUCUGGUAGUUUGAUAUAUUAAACCAUUACAGAGAUAUCAGCUUUUUAAGCAUCUCGUGCAGCUAAGGACUGAUUUUUAUUCUGUUUUUAAAAAAGCGCAAAGCGAUUAAUUUAUUUCACUGAGCACUUCAUUAAGCUUCAGGAAAGACAUACGAAAUGUCCACUGAGGCGAAAUCAGAAGAUUUUAGGCUUGAAACGAAUCAAACUGGUGAGAUAAUCUGCCUGGUAACAGCCUGCCAUUUGAUUGGCUGGGUCAUCUAGGAGCCCCGUCCAAUCACAAGCACUUCCUCCUGCAGCCUCCAAUAGGCUGUGAGUGUGUAAUCAGGGGGCGUGGUUUGUCAGUGAAAGAGCUUAACUCAGUUCUUCUUUGGUUUGGGUUUUCUUUCUUCUAUAAAUAUCUAUAAAUACACACAAACCCAGCGUUAGCGUGAAAAAGUCUUAAAAAGAACUAAAAAAAAUCUGCAUGUGUUGGUGUUAGUGACAGUUUUUUCCAUAGAUGAUGUAGUUAGUAAGAAAAAAAAGACGAUAUAUCGUAAAAACUUCCCAACGUCAGGCACUUCAAAGCAGCCGUCGGUUACUUCGGACCCAUCCAGGCCUUUUCCGUCGCCGUCUGUCUCUAGCUACCAGCUGUCUUCGCUUUCCAGAAUCCCUUGUUUUUUCAUUUCGACCCAGCGUUCAGAACGUUACUUCAUCCGUCCCACACUCGUUCCUCGUUGAUGUGCCUUGCGCCAAUGUUGAGUACUCAAGGACCUUGUGAGACCCAAUGUGGAAAGACAAAAUUUGGCUUUUUGUCUCCUUGUUUGAAUUUCCCUCUACAUCAGGGAUGUUGUGACUGACUAGAGCCCCAAUACCAGGGUUGAGUUGAUGGGGACCGUUGUGAAGAAGGUGUUUGAAUCAGGCUUAUGAUGGUCUAGAAGGCAACAUUCAUGCAGAUGAGCAUCAAAGGUAUUUAGGAUGUUUAGAUGCAUAAGGAGCUUCCUGUUGUAAAGCCAGGACCAAAUUAAAGUUUAAAUCGAAUGAUGUGGAAAUAAUUAGUGUUGACAUAAUAAGAAGGAAUUUAAGGGGACAUUUGAUCAAAAGAAGUACUUGUCUGAGGCUCGGAGAUGAACAUCUUUCUGCUCUGACUGGUUCUGUUACAUUUCCAGCUCAAAACCAGUCCCAACCAGUUCAGUGUAGUGAAGAAUCAGACUCUCCCAGUAAAUGUUGGACCCUCUCUCUGCUGGAUCUUGUCAUCUCACAGGGUCACGGCAAAAACGGCACCACCAGAUUUGAGAUGUUUACGGGAUGUAAACAUUGAGGAGAGGAAACACAGAGGAGGUCCAGUCUAUGAAUGACUGGUGUCAAAGUGAAGAACUUUCACCAUCAAACCAUCUUUAUUUCUCAUGGUGUUCCAGUUUUGGGUGCAGCUGUGAGAAAGAAGGUUUUCUGCUCGUUUGACAGAAUUUUGACCUUCCUUGUAGAUUAGAUUCUGUUCCUAACCCUUGUGAUGAGUUUAUCAUCUGUUGCUGUAGCAACAACUUUCAUCGUCUUCCCGUUUCUUUGUCCCUGAUUGCUCUGUGUUCCUAAUCUGAGUAACCAAGACGUGAAAUAUGCAAUAUCCUUUUGCACUCAUAGAUGUAUUUCAUCCUUCUUAUGGUCGGUUUUCUUUCCCUUCCUUCAAACCAAAGUCAGAACUUCUGUGGUGCUUCCCAGCUGAUACCCUUCAGGGUUCUGGUCUGAUAAACCAGCGCUUCCCCAUGCUUUCACUGGUUCUUUGGUCUAAAAUCAGCCCUAAUAAGUCCAACCUUCCCUGUUACAGUUAAGACCUUCCUUCCAUUUCAGUUCCAACACUGUGAUGGUAGUGUCGUUCCACUUGGGUCGGUUCCAUUCUCCUUUGUUCUUGCCUUCCCUUUAGCCAUGAGAUGGGCAUUAAUUAUCUGCACUAAAUAUGGAAUAAUGAGUAAAAUGAGUAAAAAAAAAAAAAAAAAAAGCCUCUGGAUCUUUAAACGAUCAAAGGGAAUAAAUUAAAGAAUUUGCACGGACAUUUAUUAAAGUGUCACAAAAAAAAAGUCAGCCGAUUAAUCCGAUUUUCGGGCUGAAUGUUCGAUAUCAACCAAAUUUGCACCGUUUUUAAGGAAACAAAAGUGAGUGUGAAAGCAAUAGUUUGGGCAGCGUGUUUCGUUCCUUUGUUUGUCUGUUAAAUUAGUUUGUUGUGCAGCAAAGAAGGAGUGAGCUCCUCCUACUGGCCGGAGGGCAGCGCCGCAGGGCCUGACCGAGAGACGUCGCUCUGUGUUGUAUAGUUUUAUUGAUUACACUGAUUUUAAAGCUGCCCUAUUUUCUAAUGCAGGACUUUUGUAACAAUGACUAAAUGAGGAAACUGUCGUGUUGUGAAUUUUUGACUGUUUGUACGGAGGCCACGUUAUUAGAACUGGUUUGGUUUUCUUCCUGGGAACUGGAUUUAAGUUGAAAACUUCCCUGUUUCCUUUUUUUUUUUUUUUUGCUUUUUUUUUAUGUAUUUAUAGACUUUUCUUUUGUUGAUAUAGCAUAUUCCUGCUCUUCUAAAGUCCAGGGCACCAUGGUGAUCCGACCAUUGUAAAUGGAUGUUACAGUAUGCUGUAUGUUCAGUGUUGAUGAAGCUAAAUUUAGUCAUUCUGAGGGGGGAAAAGAGUUUUUUUUAUGCAUUUGAAGGAAUUUAGAUUUUAGGCAGGAGACGAUGACAUAGCCAGCCAAACGAUGCCCCGACUAUAAAUGCAUCCAGGCAUCUUUUUUUGUGUUCACCAUUCCAUGCAGAAAAAUAAACAGCUUGAUUAUGCAACAUGA
This is a messenger RNA of Cyprinodon tularosa, 6136 nucleotides long. RefSeq names its product nuclear factor I/A (gene nfia). The coding region runs from base 767 to 2209 and encodes 480 amino acids. NCBI's taxonomy places the organism in Eukaryota, Metazoa, Chordata, Actinopteri, Cyprinodontiformes, Cyprinodontidae. The record is from RefSeq and is a predicted model, not a curated record. Gene Ontology annotation, molecular function: RNA polymerase II cis-regulatory region sequence-specific DNA binding; DNA-binding transcription factor activity, RNA polymerase II-specific. Gene Ontology annotation, cellular component: nucleus. Gene Ontology annotation, biological process: regulation of transcription by RNA polymerase II. The transcript has 11 exons.